UACGUGAAGUUGUGUGCCAAUUAGAAUCAGCGCGAAAUCGACAGAGAUAGUGCGAUAUUUGGGUUUACCCGAGACGCCCCUGGCGAGGGUGAGGAGUCAAAGGGAGCUGGGAAACUGGGGAGGGGAUUCUAAAUCCUGACAGCUUUAUGGAGCCCAGUUCUGGCAGGCUCCCAGGACUCGAAGCCACCAGACCCCACAUGGAACCAAGAGCCUCGUGUCCAGCCGCUGCGCCCUCGGUAGAGAGGCAGUUCCGUGUCCUUGUGGGUGUCACUGGGAGUGUGGCGGCCCUGAAGUUACCUCUCCUGGUGUCACAGCUUUUGGACAUUCCUGGCCUGGAAGUAGCAGUGGUCACAACUGAAAGAGCCAAACAUUUCUACAGCCCCCAGGACAUUCCUGUCACCCUCUACAGCGAUGCGGAUGAAUGGGAGAUGUGGAAGUGCCGGUCCGACCCAGUUCUCCACAUUGACCUUCGGAGGUGGGCAGACCUUAUGCUGGUGGCUCCUCUCGAUGCCAACACUCUGGGGAAGGUGGCCAGUGGCAUCUGUGACAACUUGCUUACCUGUGUCAUCCGGGCCUGGGACCGCGGAAAGCCCCUGCUCUUCUGCCCAGCAAUGAACACUGCCAUGUGGGAGCAUCCCCUUACCUCGCAGCAGGUGGGCCAGCUCCAGGCCUUUGGCUAUAUCGAGAUCCCCUGUGUGGCCAAGAAGCUGGUGUGUGGAGACCAAGGUUUGGGGGCCAUGGCUGAGGUGGACACCAUUGUGGACAAAGUGAAGGAAGUUCUCUCCCAGCAUGCUGGCUUUCAGCAGGGUUGAACCCAGGAUCUCUCAUGUGCGUCCCUCUGUACCCAGUGUGUUUUCAGGCCAUGUCAGUGAAGGUGGACAUUGGCAAAGUAUGGCGGGAAUUCACCUUUGCUGAGUAGGGGUCUAGCCUGGGUCUGCUCCACACUCUCCAAGGGCCCGACCUGCCCCAAGGUAAAUUGGCCCAGGUCUCAACUUCUUUCAGCCAGGAGACUCCUUGCUAUCUGGAGUUCCUCCCCUCCUUUUCCUGGGAUGGUUCCAGCAAGCCAGAGGGGCAAGCUGCUGCAUUGUCCCUGUGCCUCUAGGAGGGGACUGAGGAGUGACUGGCCAACCUGAUUCCCCAUUGUGCCCAGGAACCACUUUUAGAAAUGGUCUCAGCUGGAGAUUCCCAGUGUGGUGGGCCCCUGGCUAGGCCUUUGGAACUUCAGCUGCCCUGCAGGGUCAGGAAAGCCUACACGUUGGAAAGACCCUGAUCAUGCUGUAAGAUUGGGGGUAUGGGAAAUAAAGAAAAGUGACCUUU
Molecule: messenger RNA, 1317 nt
Organism: Myotis lucifugus (little brown bat)
Lineage: Eukaryota; Metazoa; Chordata; Mammalia; Chiroptera; Vespertilionidae
Gene: PPCDC
Product: phosphopantothenoylcysteine decarboxylase
Exons: 6
Coding region: 147-812 (221 amino acids)
Biological process (GO): coenzyme A biosynthetic process
Cellular component (GO): phosphopantothenoylcysteine decarboxylase complex
Molecular function (GO): FMN binding; phosphopantothenoylcysteine decarboxylase activity
Source: RefSeq, a predicted model, not a curated record